AUGGCUCUCAGCUCUCUUCCUCCUGUCAGAACCCUCGUUUUAACUCGCCAACUAUUAUGGCGCGGAGGCGCGUGGCACGCGGCUCCGUCGCCGAUUAAACCUGUCCGACAUGGCCGUAGAGAGCGGCACGAGUUAAGCACUCCGUUAACAGUGCAGGCGCGCGCGGGGAGGCGCGAAGCUGGAAUUGCUCUUGGUGGCGCGCGGGGGAAAGGUGAAGGACGGAACCCACUAUUGGCGGGGGUGAGCGGGGAGGAGCAGGAGACUGCCAGCAGAGUGCUCGAGCUGGCCGAUCGUUCGCUCGCCUCCUAUUCAGUGCUGCAUUCAUCCUUCCUCUCCCCCGCCUCCCAAGCUGCCAUCAUGCCGAUUCUAUCCAACAUGGCUGAUGUCACUGCCAUCCCCUCUGGUGGAUACUUCCAGGCAGAGCGGUGCAGGGUGUCAGUGGGGCCCACAGAGCUGAUGGCGGCAGAGGGAGUGAGUGCGGUUGCUGCUGCUGACGAUGGGACGGGCGAUUCUAUUCCAGCGCUGGCAGCUGGGUACCCAGGCGCCGUUGCAGCAGUGAGGGUAUCAGGCGCUUUCAAGCAAUCAUCAGUAGCACAUGGUGACUUCCUGGGAGCAGUGCUUGGGACAGGGAUUACAAGAGACAAAGUCGGUGAUGUUAUUCUUCUGGAGGGCGAGGGAGCACAGGUCAUAAUCGCUCCAGACCUUCAGGACUUCCUGCUCUCAGCACUCACCACAGUGCACCGCGUGCCAGUGACAGUACAACCUAUCGCCCUCUCCGACCUCAGUGUGUCACCUCCGAGGAUCGACACGCUCCGCACAGUGGAAGCUUCCUUGCGUCUCGACGCCGUUGCCAGUGCUGCGUUCCGCCUCUCCCGCUCGAAGUUCACCGACCUCAUAGCCAAAGGGGACGUGCGAGUGAAUUGGAGGGAGGCGGCUAAAUCAGGAGUGGUGCUGAAGAGUGGUGAUGUGGUGUCGGUGCGGGGGAAGGGGAGAUGCAAGACAGGACAGGUGGGGUUCAAGAGUGGUGAUGUGGAGUCGGUGCAGGGGAAGGGAAGAUGCAAGGUGAGGAGGGGGGAAUCAGAUUAG
Closterium sp. Naga37s-1 is the source of this 1086-nucleotide messenger RNA. The record is from the annotation of a GenBank genome assembly. NCBI's taxonomy places the organism in Eukaryota, Viridiplantae, Streptophyta, Zygnematophyceae, Desmidiales, Closteriaceae.